UUUCUUUAUUUCUUCCCUCCCAGACCCAACCCCAACCUCAACCCCGUCUUACUGUCCCAUCCCUUAAACCCUAAACCGCUGAAAGAAGAAGAAGAAGAAUAUGGUGAGGCUCACCGCCGAUUUGAUUUGGAAGAGCCCUCAUUUCUUCAAUGCCGUUAAAGAGCGAGAGUUGGAUCUUCGAGGUAACAAGAUAGCUGUAAUGGAGAACUUGGGAGCUACGGAGGACCAAUUUGACACCAUCGAUCUGUCUGACAAUGAGAUUGUUAAGCUUGAAAACUUGCCCUAUCUAAAACGAUUGGGUACUUUGCUCAUAAACAACAACAGAAUUACUCGUAUUAAUCCUAACAUUGGGGAGUUUUUGCCGAAGCUACACACAUUAGUUCUUACAAACAACAGGCUUAUCAACUUGGUAGAGAUUGACCCUCUUGCUUCCCUCCCUAACUUACAGUUUCUUAGCCUCUUGGACAAUAACAUCACCAAGAAACCUAAUUAUAGACUCUAUGUCAUCCACAAACUAAAGACACUCCGGGUUCUUGAUUUUAAGAAAGUUAAAACCAAGGAGAGACUGGAAGCUAUAAACCUAUUUUCUUCCAAAGAAGUUGAAGAAGAAGCCCAGAAGGAAUCUGCAAAGACCUUCAUACCAGGGGAGACUCCUACUGAUUCAGAAACUGCAGAGGAAGAUGUAUCACAGAAACCCGUUGCACCAACACCUGAGCAAAUUACUGCUAUUAAGGCUGCAAUAGUGAAUUCCCAGACUCUUGAAGAAGUUGCAAGACUCGAGAAGGCGUUGAAGUCCGGUCAGCUUCCCGCGGAUUUCAACACUUUGGUUGACAAUGCUCCAUCCAACAGCAUUCAAGAAACAAAAGAAAGUACAGUUUUGAACAGUGAAAAUGAUGCCGAUGUUAAAUCAAGAGAUGUGGAGGAACAUGAUAAAGAUGAACCUGUACCCAUGGAACAGGAGUAGAUAUGUUUAAUUGGUCUUAGGGAGGAACAUUUGCUAUUUGCAUCUGUGGUGGCUGAUCUGGAAAAUAACAACUGAGACUCAACAAUUGGAUUUAUGUGAGGAAUUAUUUGCCAAUGCCAAUGACAUGGCUCUUGAAGUUCUCUUCCGGCCUCAAAUGAUGCUGACCUUUGUUUUUAUUUUUUAUUUUUAUUAAAUGUAUUAGAAAGGUAUAUUCUGCAUGAAACACUUGACAUAUAAUAGGCUUGUGGAAAAGUUCCCUCAAAUUUCAUAACUGGUUCUAGUUAUCUUUUUGGAUUUCCGGGAGUGUGUAUUUAGGACCAUUAGAAAGGGAGGGUCACAAUUUACUCUAGUAUGAAUUUUGGUCAGUGAUAGCCAUCCAAUUUGAUUGGAUUGGUAGAUAUACAAUGAUUUUACUAAGAGCA
This is a messenger RNA of Humulus lupulus (European hop), 1386 nucleotides long. Its product is annotated as U2 small nuclear ribonucleoprotein A'. The transcript is spliced from 8 exons. Gene Ontology annotation, molecular function: U2 snRNA binding; protein binding. The coding region runs from base 101 to 964 and encodes 287 amino acids. The record is from RefSeq and is a predicted model, not a curated record. Lineage: Eukaryota; Viridiplantae; Streptophyta; Magnoliopsida; Rosales; Cannabaceae. Gene Ontology annotation, biological process: mRNA splicing, via spliceosome.